AGUUUUAAUUGCUUCUGUGCAGAACAGGCCCGGUCUGGUCUUAACUGUGUGUGGAAGCAUGUAAAGAAUGCAGGCUGAAUGGAUGGUCGGGUCAUGGGUGAUCUCGUCUGACAAGAAGGACCAUGUUGGACGGCUUGAAUAGUUCAUUCUCCACCAGUACCUGAGUGAUGGUUGUCCAAGGCACAGGACGCUUUCUUCUGCUGGAAUAAUCUUUGACACAGACGCACAGCUCUUGAGUAGGAAGAACUUUCCCGCUGUAGGUUCAUCAUCUAGAGGCAGCAGAGAUGGAGCUCUCUGACGGUCUGUUGCUCCAGGUCAACAAUGGCGAGCAGGGCGGAAACCGCUGGAAACACUCAAACGAAGACUCGGACCGGAGCUGUAGCCCGUCUGUGCUACGGUGUGUUAGCACCACCUGGAAGGAGGGCCUUCUGAACCGCAAGAGGCCCUUCGUUGGCCUCUGCUGCCACUCAUGUACCCCACAGAGCCAGGAGAGACUGUUUAAUCCCAGUAUUCCAUCCCUGGGCUUACGAAAUGUCAUCUACAUCAAUGAGACACACACCAGGUAUCGGGGCUGGCUAGCUCGUAGUCUGAGCUAUGUGUUGUUUGUUUGUGAGAGAGACGUCAACAAGGACAUGUUCGCCAGGAACGUGGUUGAUAACGUCCUCAACAACAGCAGGGUGGAGCAGGCCAUCAUUGAGGUGGCCUCGGAGCCUGGGGCUGGAUUAGAGAGCCAGCCCGCCCUGCAGCAGAAGGCUGAGGGGCAGGUGAGACGGAAGGCCAGGGGGAUCCUCCAGGAGAUGGUGGCCAACGUCUCCCCAACCAUUAUCAGGCUGACCGGCUGGGUUCUGCUGAAACUGUUUAAUGGAUUCUUUUGGAGCAUACAGAUUCACAAGGGCCAGCUGGAGAUGGUCAAGAAGGCAGCUACUGAGCAAAAUGUACCCCUGGUCUUCCUCCCGGUCCAUAAGUCCCACAUCGACUACCUCCUCAUCACCUUCAUCCUCUUCUGUCACAACAUCAAAGCCCCUCACAUCGCCGCCGGCAACAACCUUAACAUCCCCAUCUUCAGCACGUUGAUUCGUAAACUGGGAGGAUUCUUCAUACGCCGCAAAAUGGAAGAAAACGGAACCGGCAAGAAAGAUGUUCUGUACAGAUCGCUGUUGCACGCAUACACGGAAGAGCUGCUCCGGCAGCAGCAGUUCCUGGAGGUGUACCUGGAGGGCACGCGGUCGCGGAGCGGCAAGCCCUCCCCGGCCCACGCCGGCAUGCUGUCCAUCGUGGUGGACACGCUCACCACCGGCGCCAUCGCCGACGUGCUGGUGGUGCCCGUGGGCAUCUCCUACGACCGCAUCCUGGAGGGCAACUACAACAGCGAGCAGCUGGGGAAGCCCAAGAAGAACGAGAGUUUGUGGGGCGUGGCGUGCGGUGUGUUCCGCAUGCUAAGGAAGAACUACGGCUGCGUUCGAGUGGACUUCACCCAGCCCUUCUCCCUGAAGGAGUACCUUGACAGCCAGCGGACCCGAAACGUCCCCCCCCCUCCCUCCCUUGAACACACCCUGGUACCCAUCAUCAUCUCUGCCCAGCCCGACGCGGCACCGUUCCAGAACCCCCAGGGGGAGGAGCCUAACGGAGACCUACCUGACGAGAUCUCCAGACGAAACGUCAUCUCCAACCUGGCCAAGCACGUCCUCUUCACGGCGAAUAAGUCCUCAGCCGUGAUGUCGACCCACAUCGUAGCCUGUCUGCUGCUCUAUCGCCACAGACAGGGGGUGGUGCUGUCCAAGCUGGUGGAGGACUUCUUCAACAUGAAGGAGGAGAUCCUCUCGCGGGACUUCGACCUGGGCUUCUCCGGGAACUCGGAGGACGUGGUGAUGCACGCGCUCCACCUGCUGGGCAACUGCGUCAAUGUCACCAGCAGCUCCAACCGCAACGGCGAGUUCACCGUCGCCCCGAGCAACACGGUGCCGGCGCUGUUCGAGCUCAACUUCUACAGCAACGGCCUCUUCCACGUCUUCAUCUCCGACGCCGUCAUCGCCUGCAGCGUGCUGGCACUGCAGCGGGAGCUGGCGGCCGAGAGCCAGUCCUCCCAGAGUGCUGCGGUGGGCGGCGCAGUGACCGCCAGCUGCACCCUGCUGAGCCAGGAGAGGCUGAUCCGCAAGGCCGCAGGACUCGCCCACUUCCUGACCAAUGAGGUGGCGGUGGCGCCGCCCUGUCAGACGGUCUACCAGGUGUUCCACGACGCCGUGGCACGGUUGAUCCAGUACGGGGUCCUCUACGUGGCAGAGGAGGACCAGGAGGAGUUGAGCCCCAGCCCCACCGAGGAGCCGUGGCCCAAGAAGUUCCCCGAGCCCCUGUCCUGGAGGAGCGACGAGGAGGACGAGGACAGCGACUUCGGGGAGGAGCAGAGGGACCGCUACCUCAAGGUGAGCACCUCCGCCGAGCCCCAGGAGUUCUUUGUGUUCCUGCAGCGUCUCCUCAGCCCGGUGCUGGAGGCGUACAGCGGAGCGGCCAUCCUGGUCCACAGCCUGAAGCAGCCGGUGGACGAGAGGGAGUACACCCAGCAGCUCUUCAGAUACCUGCUGACCCGCACCGAGAGGGGCGUGGCCGCCUACGGUGAAAGUGCAACGCACUACCUGGUCAAAAACACAGUGAAGACGUUCAAAGAGCUUGGGGUUCUGAAGGAGAGGCGGGAGAACAGGGUGACGACCCUGGAGCUUAGCACCACCUUCCUACCUCAGGCACACCGCAGUAAACUCCUGCACUACAUCCUGGCCUUCAUCCUGCAGUGACCCCACCCAGGUCCUCCAACACCUCCCUCUCACCACCCCCCCACCCACCACCACUACCAGGACCCCAACCCCCCGUGGAAACAAGGGCUUCUACUGGCUACUUCUUAUUUCUCCCAGGUGCUAUACUCUGUGGAAAGCUUUACCAGGAAGUGCCUUCAUACGCUAGUCGCUAACCGAUAGCCGUUAGCUCGAGGAGUCGCGAGGCCAGCCUUCUGUCACUGUUUGCUCAAGGGCACAAGUCUCGUCUUAGCCGUAGAGGGAAACUAGCGCUUGGCUGCUAGCCGCUAGCUCUUGGCCGCUGGCAGCUAGCCGCUGGCUCUCAGCUGUUAGCUGCUAGCCGCUAUCUCUUAUCCAUUAGCUCUCAGCAGCUAGCUUUUAGCAGCUAGUUUAACGUAUGAACACCCCCAGUGGACGCCCAGAGGUACUGCCCUCUGUCCCGUGUAGAUCCUAAACCCCUGGAAGAAAUGGGUUCAAAGGUGGAAUGAAUCUUUAAGGAAACUUUUGAAAUGAUGAUAUUACCCUUUCCAACUCUUUAAAUAAUUAUUGUGGUAUUGAGAGCAAACUCCAUGCAAAGCAUGCUUCAUUUCAUGCAAACGUCGAAAGUCAAACCAUCGAAUUCUGCAUCAGGAAUGGCCGUCGACUGGAAAGCGUUUUUAUGUCGAAUUGUAAACUCAUGCAAGUUAACGGAUGAAUCCGGAAAAAAAUAUAUGUUAAACUUCCCUCAAAAGACAAAAUGUACAAAUGUGUAUAAUGCGUAACGCAUCAGUGUUGAAGAGCAGACUCUGAAAGCCAUUCAACGUUACAUGCUAAGUUACACGCAUGAAAUUAGAGGUGUCAUGGUGAAAAAACAUUUGAUGUAUACACCAUUUAAUCAUAAAUAUAGAUACAUAGUUACAACUUUUGUUGUUUCAUACAUCUAGUAACUAUAGAAAACCCUUAGAUUAUAUAGUCUCCCCGCUUAAAACUAGCUAGAUGUACUGGAUGAAAUACCAGCAUAGUUCGAGCCUCAAACUCUAGUAGCCAAGUGCAAUGAUUUAUUUUUCUCUCUCAGAUAAGAUGAUUCAAAAGGAGAUGUAGAUUAAUCAAAAAUAUGUAACCUAUUUCUAAAACGACAAAGGUUGAAAUUGAUUAAGCACAGAAAAAUGUCUAGAUUUAAAGAUGAUGAAAUCUAGGUUUGGCAGCCUUCUAUUUUAGAUGUUUUCUCCAGAUAUUUGGAUACAUAUUCCAGUACCACUGAUGAAGCAGGCCGAAUAGUUCUUGCUGUCACUCUUGGGUAUUAUUUUGACCAGGCUAAUGAGAUGCUAACUUUGAGAUGUACAUAUCCACUAGUUCCCCUGUCGGCAAACCCGUGUUAGCUCAACCACUUCUGGUUCAAGAUGAGGAAAAACACUUUGCAUUGUUGUGUCAUUGACAUUAUUUAACCUAAAUAUUGGUGUUAAAGAAGAAUGGUUUUCAAAUGGGAUUGUCAAAAUCAUUUUUGUCUGUAUCCAUUCAUUUCUUUCAACCGAAAACAUAAAAAUGAUUGCUUGAGCAGUCAAGCGGAUCGAACAAAAGUUACCCUUAAUCUUUUAACAUGAAGUGUAGGUGAUCUGAAGAAGCAUGAAGAUGUGUGUGUGUGUGUGUGUGUGUGUGUGUGUGUGUUUCUGUGUGUGUAUAGGCCAAGUUGGGAAGACUUUGGAAGGGGGAUGUUUGGGGCAUUAUAUGAAACAGUGUAAAUAUGUUGAAUAUUAAAUUAUGAACGUAAAAUGACUGUCAAAAUGGAGCCCCCUUUGGUUGGUUUUGUGAAUAGAAGUGAAGUCUCUGUGGAUGUUGAAUGGUCAGUGAUACAAGUCAAACCCUUAAAAAUAAAAAUGUGACUACAAUAUAUAUUUUUGAAUCGGUUGGCAUGACCCAUGUUAUGGAAUACCUUCAAACAAAUGUAGAGUCAUUUGUCCACGGCAUUCAACAAUCAAAUGCUACAAUCCACAAGAAGGAUGUGUCAUGUGGUCUUUGUUGAGGGCAACUAGUUAUGUAUCCGAUCUGUGUGUGUGUGUUGAGAUUAAGCUGCUACCAAUGUGUAGGCCUACCAUAUGAACACCAUCAUUUCAAUGUCUCAAACAGGACAAACGACUAUUAUAGCAAUACUACUGCAGCAGCUUCAACAGAUCCCUGAUGGGAAGCCAACACACAACAACAACUCUGUUUUGAACUUUACUUUGCCGUACUGUAUGUACUAUCACAUACAUGUACUUCACUGUACUUGCUGUACACUGUAUGUACUCUGUACUGUACUUGAAGAAUCCUCUGGGCGCCUCAGUACUUCCAAAACAAACUCUGUGCCCAACCCGAGAAAUGUCUUUAUCGUGUGUGUGUGUGUGUGUGUGCGUGCGUGUGUGCGUGUGUGUUCGGUAAAGUCUCCCCCCCUCCCCUCCCCCGUCACCUCUUGAAUGUAAGUUUCGUCCGGGGGGAUUUCGAACCGCCGGUCGCCGUGACGAUCGUGUUACAUGUUGUACGCACAAACGUGUCGCAGUCUAACGACCUCUUGAAGUGAAAGAAAGAGCUUCCCCAUUGCUAGCAUACUGAAAAACAAUGCAAAAACAUCUCCUCGGUAGCUGAAAGUACUGAUGUGUGUAUCAGAUACCGGAUUCUCUCUCUCUCUCUCUUCUCUCCUCUCUCCUCUCUCCUCUCUCUUCUCUCUUCUCUCCUCUCUCUGCGGUUUGCUGUUUCCGUUUUGUGCAUGUUAACACCCGGCCAGCCGGGAAUAAAAGAAAUGUCAAUAAUAGUAACAAAAAAUAGGAACAAUUGCACUUGAGUUUACCGUUAGAGGAAUCACCAGCCAACUGGCAGAAUAAGUCCUUUUUUUGUUGUUUGUUUGUUGAAACAAAAUCAAUGUCCAAGCACUGUUGACAUCAGUAGGAUUUGUUUUUGAUUAAAUUAAUGAUCGAUUAACCAAAA
Gadus morhua (Atlantic cod) is the source of this 5720-nucleotide messenger RNA. RefSeq names its product glycerol-3-phosphate acyltransferase, mitochondrial (gene gpam). Gene Ontology annotation, biological process: triglyceride biosynthetic process; phospholipid biosynthetic process; fatty acid metabolic process. Lineage: Eukaryota; Metazoa; Chordata; Actinopteri; Gadiformes; Gadidae. The transcript is spliced from 21 exons. Gene Ontology annotation, cellular component: mitochondrial membrane; plasma membrane. The record is from RefSeq and is a predicted model, not a curated record. Bases 285 to 2786 code for a protein of 833 amino acids. Gene Ontology annotation, molecular function: glycerol-3-phosphate O-acyltransferase activity.